This is a messenger RNA of Mobula hypostoma (lesser devil ray), 3766 nucleotides long. It is a transcript of the gene bahd1, whose product is annotated as bromo adjacent homology domain containing 1. Gene Ontology annotation, biological process: negative regulation of DNA-templated transcription; heterochromatin formation. NCBI's taxonomy places the organism in Eukaryota, Metazoa, Chordata, Chondrichthyes, Myliobatiformes, Myliobatidae. The transcript is spliced from 8 exons. Gene Ontology annotation, molecular function: transcription cis-regulatory region binding; chromatin binding. The coding region runs from base 534 to 2996 and encodes 820 amino acids. The record is from RefSeq and is a predicted model, not a curated record. Gene Ontology annotation, cellular component: chromatin silencing complex.
CUUUUGUUACGUUUCUGCCCACUCUUCUGCUUACGUUUGCAGACGUUAACGUGAACAAAUGUUUGCCCCGCGCAGCGAACAAUGCACACUGGAUAAAACAGGUGGAGACUGGUUCGCGCAUUGACUGCAUGUUCGGGUGGAAAGAGGGACAAUCCGCUUUUUGGCCGUCUCCGGCAGUGGCGCAGUACAGCAAACAAACAGGCAAGGGGGUUAGGGAUGACUCGUCUAGCAGCUGAAUGAAAGUGAUGCUCUGUAAACAAUCGCAAAGACUCUUCUAGGUCCUUGGCCGAUCCGAUAAGGGACGUGUGGACGUGUGCGUGAUUUGCAGAAUGUUGCAUUCCAGUUCGCGGCGGAGUCACGUUCCCGGAAGCGGAGCAUGACAUGUUUUUUUUGUCGAUUGCCAUUAAACUCCUCCAGCAUCUGGAGUUAACGUCGUUGAAGGGGCGGGAGAGAAAGAAUGCUCUCAAAAUUGAACUGCGUAGUACGCCGCGUCUCAGUUGUUUGUAAACUUCGAUUCAAGGUCUAAUUAUGAAAUGUCCUGCCUCUUGAUGUCGUAUGACAUGAACUGCACUGAUUGUAACGUGAGCAGCUUAAGCAGCACAGCCAUGGGAAAGAUGAUGCUGGGGCACAAUGGAGUCCGAAGCAGCAGAGAGUAUAAAGAUAGGGCUGCUGAUGGUGAGAGCAAACAGGAGUACCUUCCUAAGUACCGCAAAACGUAUCCGCUCCGGAAACGUAUUCAUUGUCAGUCAGGCGAUAUCUCUUCCCUGGAAAUUGCCAAGGAUCUGGAAGGGAUGUCGGUUGACGGAGCGAGUCCUACGCAGGCCAUCACAGAGCACUGGGAUUACCAAGGCAGCCGGGACAGACUACGAGCAGAAGGGCCUAAGGAAGAGAGAACUGAGGACACUGGAAAGGAGAAUGACAGGACAGCAGCUGUGGUGCCACGUGCUGCUGAACCACGCCCUCGAAGGCUGGCCAGCCUGAAUGCAGAGGCGGUCAACAACUUGUUGCUGGAACGCGAGGACUUCCCAUCAUCCAGCCGUCGAUGCCGGAGGAGCACCAGCUGUAGCACGGAGUAUAUAGAGGGCAAGGCUGGGCAUCCAGCCAAACGGCGGAUGGGAAGCCUGGGCAGCUCGUCAGAUGGCGAGGUCUUCGCCAAGGCGGAGAACGGCACUGCUCUGCCCAGUGGCAGCUGCCCAAAUGUAUCAGCUGAAUCGCCAGCCAAAAAGCGCAUGGCCAGCCUCAAUGCUGCUGCAUUUCUCAAGUUGAGCAAUGCCAAGGACAACUCUGCCACCCGCCGCAGCCGGGCUGAUGGGGAGGGCAAGCCCGGAAGGAGGGUGCCCUGCUCACAUGCACUGGCUGGGCAGCAGUGCACGCAAGCCAAGAGGAAGGACCCACGGGGCAGCGUCGCUGCUGGACCAUCACCAGUUGCCAGCGCUGGGGACUGCGAAGGGCCGCCAGGGACGGAAUCUGCCUUCUCGGGCAGGUUGUCCAGUACUGCAGACCUUCCCUGCCAAUAUGCAGACAAGGCCAAGCAAUAUUUACGUCGAUUCUCAAUGUUCAUGGGAGAUCAAGCCAUGGUUCAGCCUAAGUGUCAGGCUAUGGAGGGGAGCAUGCCUUCAAGUGCUGACUUUACACAGCCGUUCCAGUCGCACUCAAAAUUGACUCUGCUGGAUAAUUUUGUGUCUGCUUCAGACCACUAUGACCUGCUGCCUCCUGAUGUCUGUCUUGCUUCCUCCGUGGAUGAGCUCUACUUACAGUAUGAUAGAAAUGACCUGUUGCCCAUUGGAUGCAACUCUCCACGCAGCUGCUCCAUGUGUUCAGCCAGUUUCUCCUGUUGUACCUUACCUGAUGAUGAAGGGACCCUACUCGUGUCACAGAGCACUGUACCCUCAGGUAUCCCUUUCUCAUGUGCUCCAUGCAGGGACUCCCUUUGCUUUGUGGGAGAUACGGCCUCUGUACAGUGCGUGGGUGUCACUGGCUACGAUCUUUGCCGAGUGCUUCAUCCAUCACUGAGUACGGACAUAGUCGGGAGGACUUUAAACUCAAGCCAAACAAACUCUCUCCACAAACUGGGACAGAAAACAGACAAGUAUAAGUCCUUGGAGCCACACUGUGUAACCACCCCAGUCACAGGUCAUCCGGUGUCACCAGCAAAUCCUCUCUCAGGCUGCCCUGUGCCUACAGCUCCUUCUGCUGCUGAGCCUGUCCCCCAAAUCCAGCGCCCUGGUUUGGACACACCAGCAACCACUAGGCCCCACACCUUAUCUAUGCUGAAGCUGACCCGAGAGUGUCCACAGAGUUCCAAACCUUCCAACAGCUCCAAGCCCAGCCUCCGUAAUGCAGUUUAUCAGCCUGCCCAGCAGAAUAAAGCUGGCACAGGCCAUACAGAGAGUAGGCAGCAGAGAAUCAGCAGGAGACGAGCCACGAAUGGCUGGCUGCCUGUAGGGGAGCCCUACGAGAAACCAGUUUAUGUCGUGGGUGAAGUGCAGCCCCUGAUUCGCAAGUGUUAUUCAGCUGUUGAAAGAGAUGGAGAAGUGGUCAAGGUUCGGGACACUGUUUUAUUGAAGUCAGGACCUAGGAAGAAAUCAAUUCCAUAUGUUGCCAAGGUUUCUGCACUCUGGGAGGACCCUACAUCAGGGGAACUCAUGAUGAGCCUUUACUGGUACUACAGGCCUGAGCACAUCCAGGGAGGCAGAAAUCCCAGCAUUCACUGUGAGAAUGAAAUCUUUGCUUCUCGGCACCAAGAUGAGAACAGUGUCGCCUGCAUUGAAGAGAAAUGUUAUGUGCUGACUUUCUCUGAAUACUGUAGAUUCUGUGCCUUGGCAAAAUGGCGAGAGGAAGGGUUUCCUGAUCAGAGGCUAGUGGUACCACCUUCUGAAGAGUAUUCUACACCUUCACACCGCAAGGUGCCAGAAAACACAGAUCCUGAUCUGGUGUUCAUUUGCAGGCACGUUUAUGACUUUCGUCAUGGCCGAACUCUGAAAAACCCGCAAUAGUUAUGGCACUUCCCAGAUUCCAAGAGACCUCAGGUGUAAAAAAAAAAUGAGCACGCAGCAACAGAAAGAAACCAGAAUGAAUGGAUUUUGACUGGAGAUGUAAUUCCACAAAGCCUUCCUGAUGGACAACUGAUACUCUUACCUUUGCCUUAUGUACAUAGAUUAGAUGAAUUUUUAUGACCUGCUCAAUUGACUGGAUACCAAAGGACAGUGACCGACCUGAAGACUGGCUCCUGAGAAAUGGUGCUAGUUUCUGCACUAACCAAUUCAACUGUCAUCGCAACACUCGAGUCACUUUUCUCAUCCUCAUCCUUCAUCACCACUAACAACGGGUCCCAUUUCCCAAAAGAUUGCUGAUGCAUUUCACAAUUUCUAUCCAUUAAACGCAGCGACAAGAGAUAUUGCACUUGUAUUCCAAACCAAUUUAUUUCUCAAAUGACCUUUGCCCAAUUUCCAAGCUGGCCAUCAGUGAAUGCCAGCACUAAAAUGUUUACGUCUGAAUUCGGAUAUCAUUCCAAAUUCUUUCUCUUUUUUCUUUAUUUUUAAUUAUUAUUUCAAAGAAAAUUGCUUAUUGGAAUUAAAUUUCAAAAAUGUAUUGACUUUUGAGGAAGAAAAAUUAAUAUAUGAUUUAAGUUUGAUAGCUAUGUUUGAAGAGACCUUUUUAAAAAAAAAUAGUUCUUUCUCUACUGAUGUUCUGAUGUUUUCACUUGAAAGGUUUAAUAAUGUUUGAAGUGUUAGGCCCAUGGUCAAUAGAAUUAAAGAUGUUUCUU